Liolophura sinensis is the source of this 1140-nucleotide messenger RNA. The record is from the annotation of a RefSeq genome assembly. Lineage: Eukaryota; Metazoa; Mollusca; Polyplacophora; Chitonida; Chitonidae.
AUGCUUAAACCUUUGCGUUCUAGUCACCCUAUUUUGAAGAUUUUUAAUGGAUCUUUGGUGGACCUUCCUUCUCCUCCUAAUCUGUCUAUUUGAUGAAAUUUUGGUUCUUUAUUAGGAUUUUGUUUAGUUUUACAAAUUUUAACUGGGCUGUUUUUAGCAAUACAUUAUGCUACUAGAGUAGAUUUAGCUUUUUCAUCAGUAGCUCAUAUUGGUCGGGAUGUUAAUUUUGGGUGGGUUAUUCGAAGGGCUCAUGCUAAUGGGGCUUCUUGGUUUUUUAUUUGUAUUUACUUUCAUAUUGCUCGAGGGCUUUAUUAUGGUUCUUAUGUUAAUAUUCACACUUGAAAUUUAGGAGUGAUUCUUUUUUUCCUAACAAUAGGAGCAGCUUUUAUUGGAUAUGUCUUACCGUGAGGGCAGAUAUCUUUUUGAGGAGCUACUGUUAUUACUAAUCUAGUUUCUGCAUUACCCUAUAUUGGUAAAGAUGUAGUACAAUGAAUUUGGGGGGGAUUUGCUGUUGAUAAUGCUACAUUAACUCGAUUUUUUACUCUUCAUUAUUUGGUUCCUUUUAUUAUUAUAUUAUUUAGAGUAUUGCAUUUAUUGUUUUUGCAUGAAACGGGAUCUAAUAAUCCUUUAGGAUUAAACAGAGACAUGGAAAAGGUUAGUUUGCAUUCUUACUACUUAUUAAAAGACUUAAUUGGAUUUCUUUUAGUUAGUUUUUUUCUUGUUAUACUUGUCUUAUUGGAACCUAAUCUAUUAACAGACCCGGAGAAUUUUAUCCCUGCUAACCCCUUGGUUACUCCAGUUCAUAUUCAGCCGGAAUGAUAUUUUCUUUUUGCUUAUGCUAUUUUACGAUCUAUCCCUAAUAAGCUAGGAGGAGUUCUUGGGUUACUAAUGUCCAUUGUAGUUCUUUUUUUUGUUCCCUUACUUCACUUAGGUGAAUUUCGUUCAUUAAGUUUUUAUUUUUUAAAUCAAGGGUUAUUUUGAUCUUUUGUUUCAGUCUUUUUUCUAUUAACAUGGAUUGGUAGUCAGCCCGUGGAAGAUCCUUUCAUUACGAUGGGGCAAAUUUUGACUUUAUUAUAUUUUUCUUUUUUUAUUUUGAACCCAGUCUUCCAAUGAAGAAGAGAUUAUGUUUUAAAAAAAUAA